Molecule: messenger RNA, 1867 nt
Organism: Strongylocentrotus purpuratus (purple sea urchin)
Lineage: Eukaryota; Metazoa; Echinodermata; Echinoidea; Camarodonta; Strongylocentrotidae
Product: trichohyalin-like
Exons: 12
Coding region: 51-1748 (565 amino acids)
Source: RefSeq, a predicted model, not a curated record
AGAGUUUCACUGCUGAGGACCAAGAGAAUGAUUUUGAAUGGGAUGACGACAUGGAACCACUGCCAGAAGAUAGAGAACCACUGCCAGAGGAGAGAGAAUCAUUCCAGCCUCGCUCUGAUAGUUUUAAAGAGGAGGGACAUGAACAGAAAUUUCAACUCAAGAAGACCCCCAAACAACGUCAGGAACCAGAAGAGAGUUUUACUGUUGAGGACCAAGAGGGCGGUCUAGAAUGGGAUGACGAGAUAAAACCACUGGAGGAGGAGAGAGAACCAUUGGAGGAGGAGAGAGAACCAUUGGAGGAGGAGAGAGAUUCAUUCCAGCCUCGCUCUGAUAGUUUUAAAGAGGAGAGACAUGAACAGAAAUUUCAACUUAGAACUGCACCUAAACAGCGUCAGGUACUGGGGGAGAAAAUCCAGGUUAUUAGGAAGAAAGCAGAUCCUGAAAAGAGACAUCCUGAUUGUCAGGCAGAGAAACAAGACGAUCUCUCAACUCAGCUUGAGGAGGCCAAUCAGAAAUAUCAGGACCUGGAUAAAGAAUUCGACAUUUUACUUGAGGAGAAGCUAGAGUUUCAAUCUCUCGCUGACAACUUGGCUGAUGAUAACUAUAAGCUAUCAACUGAGUUAGGGCAGGCUUACACAGAGAGGCAUGUUUUGGAAGAUAAACUGGAUUCUUUAGAAGCAGAAGGCGAGGAACAAGAACUUGCUACCAAACUGAAGGAGGAAAAUAAACUCCUUUCUACUUCACUCGGAUCCAUGCGUAAUCUAAUCAAGCAUCUCCAGGAAGAGGUUGAAAUUCUGAGUGAAAACAAUGAGAAGCUCCGCCAGGAAACUACAUCGGUUGAGAGUCAAUUAGAGGAUGGACUAUUCGAGGAGCUUGAGAAAAAUACGGCGCUAUGUCAGAUCUUAGAACAGAAAGUCGCCGCAGCAGAAGGCGAGAAAGCGGAAUUUGAAGAAGAAACUUUGAAAUGGGAGAAAGAUAGGGCCGAUCUUUUGACACAACUUCAAAACAGUCAGACACAAUAUCAGAUACUGAAAGAUCAGUUCGAGUCUGUUAGUCAAGAUGGCAAAAAUCGACAUGUACUUGCUUCAAAGUUGAUCGAGGAAAAGGAAGAACUUUGCGUUCAACUUGAAGACAGCCGCAAGGAAUGCCAGGAAUCCGAUGUAAGACUGGAUGUUAUCCCCAAAGCGACUAAAAUACUCGACCAGAAGAUUGCAUACUUACAGACAGACAGGAAAGAACUUCGGAGAAAAUUAGAGACUGCUGAGAAAGAACGCCUGGAUUUCUCCGAGCAAAACAAGGUAGCCAUGGAAAAGUUCAAAGAAGCCGAAGAACUAAGAUUGAAUAUUGAAGAGAAGAAUACGAUACUCGAGUAUGAAAUCAAGCUUGCCAAGAAUAAGGUUGCUGAUUACAAAGCUGAUAACAAAGAUCUUAACGUUCAUAACAGAGGUCUCAAACACCAAAUAGAGUUCCAGAAGAAAAGCAAUGAGGAGCUUGAAGGGAGAGCAUUCACUUUGGUAGAAAUGCUCGAUCUACUGGAGAAGAAAGUAUUUCUAGCUGAGAAUAGACAGAAGCAACUAGAGGGUGAGCUUCAGGUAAGAAACAUCCCAUCUCAGUAUGGCUAUUAUAAUUUUCUAUUCUUACACUUAAAAAAAAAAUCACAACAAAUGGACAAAAGCUCUAGAACAGAGACAAGGCUAAGUACAAAUAGAUGGCCAAUGGGAAGAAGAACAAAAAGAAGCAACGAAUAAGUUUCCUGGAUAGAGCAAAGGUCUUGAAAACAGGACCGUCUGGGUUCGAAACCAAGAAAUAUUUGCAGUGUACUAUUCGAAAGGCAUCAAUUUACAAUUUAGCUCUGCUAGACGGUCUA